Molecule: messenger RNA, 2193 nt
Organism: Drosophila novamexicana
Lineage: Eukaryota; Metazoa; Arthropoda; Insecta; Diptera; Drosophilidae
Gene: pippin
Product: facilitated trehalose transporter Tret1-2 homolog
Exons: 5
Coding region: 240-1877 (545 amino acids)
Biological process (GO): carbohydrate transport; transmembrane transport
Cellular component (GO): membrane
Molecular function (GO): sugar transmembrane transporter activity
Source: RefSeq, a predicted model, not a curated record
AGAAGUCGACGUGUGACUGUGCAGCUUGCUUUUUAUUAUCAUCGCGUGUUAUAGUUGUGUGUGUGUGUGUGUGUGUGUAUGUGUGUUAAGUGUCUGCGUUUAAAUUUAAUGUUAAAAUCGAAUGUGUCUUAAGUAGCGCAUUAAAUUCAAGUCUCUGACUCUGACUCUGACUCUGGAAAAUCGCUAGUUAUAUAAAGUUGCAAUUGCGCUGUGCGUGUUCUGACUAAAUUAAAUACAAAAUGAGCAGCGAAAGGGAUGAGGAGUACAGCAAAUUUGUGCCACAGAAGAUGUCGUAUCAUGUGGUGCCCGGUGCGGAGUUUCAGUGCAAGUUGCCCAUGUCCAUGUCCAUGAUAUCCAUGCCGAAGUCACGCAAAUUGUCGACCAUCGAUGAGCAGGACUACGACAAGGCCAAUCGCAGGGGCAUGAUUAAUCAGAUUUUGGCCACUUGUGCGGUGCUUUUGCUUUCCGCUGGCUGUGGCAUGCCCAUUGGCUUCUCUGCGGUGCUGUUGCCGCAGCUCAGCUCGAACUCCACGGAGGUGCCCAUAGAUGUUAAUACCGGUUCUUGGAUAGCGAGCGUACAUAGUCUGGCCACACCGUUUGGUUCUCUAAUCUCUGGACCGCUGGCCGAUUAUUUGGGCCGUCGCAAAACGCUGCUAGUAUCGGUAAUACCCCUAUUCCUGGGCUGGAGCACAAUGGCGAUGUCAAACUCUGUGAAGGCAUUGAUAUUUGCGCGUUUCCUGUGCGGCUUUGCUACAGGCAUUUUGGGAGGACCUGGUCAGGUCUACAUAGCGGAAACAGCUGAGCCGAAUCUGCGUAGCCUGUUAAUUGGAGCUCCAUAUGUUGCCUAUUCGAGUGGCAUACUGCUCGUCUAUUCGCUGGGCACGGUUCUCUAUUGGCGCAGUGUGGCCUGGUGUGCCAAUAUAUUGCCCGCCUUGGCUGUAAUCUCCAUCUUUUUCAUACCGGAAACGCCCGCCUGGCUGCUACGCAAUCGGAAGGAGAAGCGAGCACUGCAGGCGUUGACAUCUCUUCGGGGUAGCGAGAUUAGCGCGCAGAAGGAGCUGAACGAUAUGAAGCAGCGCUUGGAGAAGGAACGCGCCACCACCAAGACGAAUGAGAACAUUUUCAAGCUAUGCUGUGAGCGGGUGGCCAUAAAGCCGCUCUUCAUUGUGAUCGUCUUCUCGCUGCUGCAAAUGUUCUCCGGCACGUUUAUUGUGAUCUUCUAUGCGAUCGAUAUUGUGUCCGAGUUCGGGGCAGAUUUUGAUACCAAACAGGCGGCCAUUUGGACGGCGGCCGUGCGUGUGCUCUGCUGCAUGAUCUUCUGUGGCAUAUUGAUCUUUGUGCGUCGGCGUCUCAUCAUGAUUCUCUCGGGCAUUGGCUCGGGCGUGUUCUGUCUGGCGCUGAGCGUGUUUAUGUAUAUGCGCAUGGGCCAGCCCAGGAUGCCCUACGAUGUGCUUGUGGCGGGCGGCUGUCUACUCGGCUAUAUAGUCUUCAAUACGGCGCUAAUGGUGAUGCCGGGCAUUAUGAUCGGUGAGCUGUUCCCGGCGCGCAUACGAGGACGCACAGCUGGCGGUGUAUUUGCCUCGAUGAAUGUGGCGCUUUUCAUAUUUGCCAAGGCUUUUCCGGCGCUGCAAUCGGCGCUGAAAAUGCGUGGUGUUUUUCUGGUUUUUGCCGGCUCCAGUUUCCUGCUGACGAUAUUCAUGUGUCUGUUCCAGCCGGAGACGAAGGGUCGCAGUCUGGAGCACAUCGAGGACUACUUCAAUGGUGACAAUUGGCUGUGGCUGCGACGUGAUCGUGGCUACAAGACGGUCAAGUUGUUGCCACUGCAGCCGCUUGUUGAGAAUCGUGCUAACGUGCCGCGCAGUGCAGAGCAUGCCUAGGCAUUGCUAGGGUGGGGAUUUACAUGUAUUUACUUUUUAAUACAGGGCUCUUCAAAUUCCUUAUUUUGUUAUUUAGUAUUAUGUGUAGCUCCUAAUGCGCUGGAGUACCUCGUAGCAUUAAUCAUAGCGUCUUUACAGUGUUCCUUAGCAAUUACUAUGCAUUACCAAAAAAGAAAAGUUUUCUAAAAAUGAAACAAAAUGUUGACACUCAAUUUAAUUAAAUUUAAUACAAUGUGAUUUUUGCAAUUACGCAUUAACUUUUUAUAGUCUCGAUAUAGAAAACUUAUGCUAUAUUUUUACAACUAUAUGAUUAGAA